AUUAGUUGAAAAAGCAGAGAGUAAUUUGCUAAGGAAAAAUAAGGAGCAUUUGAAGAUGAGAUAUAAACCUGUAUUCUGAAACACUUUGCUCUCACCACGACUAUUUCAAAAGGCCACAGAGACGAUUAGCCGGGUUGCCUAGAGUGUUUCUCCAGUCAAAAAUGUAGAAAUUUUGUUUAUCUGUCACUAGAACCAUAAAAACACCCUCAAAAACCCGCGUAACUUCAACUAGAGCCUUUCAAAAGAGGAGGUGGUGCGGCGCUCAAGUGCUUUCGAAUAUGGUUCAUAACAAAGAGAGAGAGCGCCAAUUCACAGUACCCUCUAUUAUUUUUCUCCUCCUCCUCCUCCUAGUCACUCCCGCCACCUACAGGGACUCUACUAAACUAACCACAUACACACCGUUCCCAUCUCACCACCCACACUACACUACAGUACACUUUUGCGUGCGUGCGUGUGCGUGAGUGGGUGUGUGCGUGCGUUACCGUUACCAAUAUGAAAGGCCUGGCAGUGACGGUGGUGGUAAUGGUGAUGGUGGUAGUGGAGGGUGUUACGCUGACGAAGGAUAAAGAAAAGGAUGUAAUAGAUAGACUAACAAGUGAACUGGAUGCAUUACUUAAGGAUUUUCUGAAGGAGCGAAGGAUACCAAAUGACUUUCUACACCCACAGGACUCCUCUUUGUAUCCUCCUAAUGGCGCGAGCUUGACAGAACUUGAAGAUCCUUACUUCCUGAAGGAGUGGACAGCAUCACAGCAGGAUACGACAGCACAGAGCCACAGAACAGCAGAACCUAUCACAGCAGCAUCACCAGACGCAACCAGAACCGCCACAGCAUCACAGCGCAUCACCAGAACCCCGGAAACAGAACACAGAACCAUCGCAUCACCACCACACACUAACAGAACCACCACAACACCUCCACACGCUAACAGAACCACGAAAGCUCAACACAGAACCACGCCAGCAACAAAAACAACAAAACAUCGAAGCAAAACAGAGGUGGAAAUGAAAAAGCAGAUCCACACUCACUCGAAACCCGUGGAAAACUUCAGAAAACAGAAUUUAACAGACUUGAGAGAAUCGGCAAGCGUUAUCGAGACCAGGACAAGACGCCGGGCACUCCCAAAUGUUAUCUAUCGUCGGAGGAAACCCGCGGUGCAUUGUGGGAGUGGUAUUGGAGGCAGUGUGUUCUCCAGCAGUAGCGGCGCAAUGGCCUAUAUCAGCUUUAUUGUGAAUGCCAUUGCCCUUGUAGUGAACAUCAAUAACAAUAUCAAUAAUAAUAAUAAUAACAACAAUUUGAAUAGUAAUAAUAAUGUGAAUAGUAACAAUGCUAAUCUUAACGUCAACAGCAACAAUGCAAACCAGGUGAACAUCAUGCCUCCGGGGGGCAAGAGGAGACGCAGGCAGGUCAGCGCGAGCCAAACACCGCCGCUGAGCCAAGCACCGCCCGAGAUCACCGCCUUCCUCGGGUAA
This is a messenger RNA of Scylla paramamosain (green mud crab), 1470 nucleotides long. RefSeq lists its product as uncharacterized. Bases 493 to 1470 code for a protein of 325 amino acids. The transcript has 2 exons. The record is from RefSeq and is a predicted model, not a curated record. NCBI's taxonomy places the organism in Eukaryota, Metazoa, Arthropoda, Malacostraca, Decapoda, Portunidae.